AUGGAGUAUUUAGCUGUGCAGGAGAAAAUCGAAAUAGUUUUAAUUUAUGGCGAGGCUGCAAGGAAUGUGGAUGUUGCUGUGGGCCUUUAUGCUGAACGUUUUCCCGACGGGCCUCGUUCCCGUGCCACCAUUUAUCGCGUUGUCAAGCAAUUUACAACUGAAGGCAGUGAAGAAAACAAUCAAAAUGCCGUGUUGGCCUCAGUAGCUUACAACCCCCACGUAAGCACCCGUGCAAUAUCGCGCGACUCAGGGAUUGCUCUUACAAGUGUGUGGAGGAUCUUGAAACGCCAAAAGUUCCAUCCCUAUCACAUCUCCCUGCAUCAGGAGCUCCAUGGGGAUGAUUUCAACAAUCGUGUGGCGUUUUGCAAUUGGGCACAGGCGCAACUCCAACAAGAUCCCGAGUUUUUUUCCCGAGUCCUAUUUUCUGAAGAAUCCACCUUCACCAACCACUGUGAAGUAAAUAGGCAUAAUAUGCAUUACUGGAGUGUGGAAAACCCACGCUGGCUUCGUCAAAAUGUACCACUAGCACGGCUCCAAAACAUGUGGUACCAGCAUGAUGGUUGUCCAGCGCAUUAUUCGGCAAUUGCUCGAGAGGUGUUGGAUCGGGAGUUCAAUGGCCGGUGGAUCGAUAGACGUGGUUCAGUAAGUCGGCCUGCUCGAUCACCUGAUCUUACGACACCAGACUUCUUCCUGUGGGGUUACUUAAAGGAAAAAGUUUACGCUGCAAUUCCUACAACUCGGGAGGACAUGGUGGAGCGGAUCAGGAACGCCUGUGCGGCGAUACCGCCCGACAUGUUGGCGCGUUGUGUGCCAGAAUUCAAUACCCGCAUUCAAAAAUGGGGUUAUGUGUUGGUUGGCGGCGCUAUUUGCAUGGAACUGUUGACAAAACAGGGUUGGUCGAGCGCUUACACCGUCGAAGCAGUCAUUAUGCAGAUCUCGGCCACUUUGGUGAAAGGCAAAGCUCGCAUACAGUUUGGAGCUGUGAAAGUUUGCUCGCAAGGUCAAUACAGUCUGGCAAGGGCUCAGCAGAGUUUCAAAUCACUUGUUCAAAUUCACGAGAAAAAUGGAUAUAUUAUGCCACGAAAUAUUAAAGAUAAGUAUGAUAACAAUGGCUCCACCAGACGUACUCACUCAUACAUGUCAGCUGAAGACCAGGCAUCUGGCAAAAAAUCUUACUGGACUGAGUUGGAGAUAACAGGGACUAUUCGCAAUUUAAGCCCAAACCUGUUCCAAAUGACGCAACUCACUGCUCUGUAUCUAAAGAACAACUGUCUUCAUAGACUGCCACCCGAUAUAUGUCAGUUGGUCAAUUUAAGAAACUUAGAUUUGUCCUACAAUAAGCUGCGUUCACUGCCUGCUGAACUUGGAGAACUUAUUCAUCUCAGGGAAUUGCAACUAUGCCAUAAUUUUCUGAGAAUAUUGCCAUAUGAGCUUGGUAAACUAUUUAAUUUGAUGGUUCUUGGUUUGGCAGGAAACCCCCUCAACAAAGACAUAAUGAACAUAUACUCAGAACCCAAUGGAACACAGAGACUGUUGACAUACAUGUUGGACAAUUUACAAGCGGUUAAACCGCUCGUUAUAAAGGCGGUUUUAUACAAUCAUGAAGCUUAUGCAACUAGCGUCACUACUACUUGUGUACCUGCUUGCAUAAGACUUGGCACCUACACACAACUUUAUUUACAUUAUACCUUACGUACAAAAACAAAUAACAAUUUAUGGAGGUUCACUAACAUCGCCUUCAAAAGAUUUAACCCAUCAGACCACAUAUGUGCACAUGGCAAAAAUAUACGCGUGUCAACUACCAAAAUCGUAGUAUUGGUUGCCUAUAAUUCAGGCGUUUAG
This is a messenger RNA of Brassicogethes aeneus, 1842 nucleotides long. NCBI's taxonomy places the organism in Eukaryota, Metazoa, Arthropoda, Insecta, Coleoptera, Nitidulidae. The record is from the annotation of a GenBank genome assembly.